Girardinichthys multiradiatus is the source of this 4959-nucleotide messenger RNA. RefSeq names its product adaptor related protein complex 4 subunit epsilon 1 (gene ap4e1). Bases 261 to 3650 code for a protein of 1129 amino acids. Gene Ontology annotation, molecular function: cargo adaptor activity. The transcript has 21 exons. Gene Ontology annotation, biological process: receptor-mediated endocytosis; intracellular protein transport. NCBI's taxonomy places the organism in Eukaryota, Metazoa, Chordata, Actinopteri, Cyprinodontiformes, Goodeidae. The record is from RefSeq and is a predicted model, not a curated record. Gene Ontology annotation, cellular component: membrane coat; AP-4 adaptor complex.
GCAGGGGAACACUAUUUCAACACAAGACCGGAAGCGAGUCGGAAUUCCCCAGAAAAAGCGGAAGUGACAUCAUCAAGACGCUUUUGUCGGUCUUCCUAAAAAAUAAUGGACGACGUGUGAUGAUAUUUUACCCAUAGUAGCUAUAUAAAAUGUCCAGCAGGGAAUUUAACGAUAAUUUAUUAAUAUUUAUUGACCGGGGAUCUAAUAAUCGUGUGUUUUAGUACAGAAGCCACCCGGAAAGCGCGCUGUUUGUUGUCAAAAUGAGUGAUGUUGUGGAGAAAACGCUGACAGCUCUACCAAGCCUCCUCUCUUUAGACUCUCAGCCUGGCUCUGCAAAACUGUCCUCCAACUCUAAACUAGGAAACCUCAUCAGAGGAAUCACUGAACUAACAUCUAAACAUGAGGAAGAGAAACUAAUUCAGCGAGAGCUUUUGUUAAUUAAAGAACAAGUGUCUUCCCCUAACACCACUAUGAGACAGAUGAAGGAGCUCAUGGUGAGAGCCAUCUACUGUGAAAUGUUGGGCUACGGGGUCUCCUUCAGCUACAUUCAUGCCAUCAAACUGGCUCAGCAAGGGAACGUUCUGGAGAAGAGAGUUGGUUACCUUGCCGUGUCGCUGUUUUUGAAUGAAGGUCAUGAGCUGCUUCUUCUCCUGGUUAACACAGUGUUAAAGGAUCUUCAGAGUACAAACCUGAUUGAAGUGUGCAUGGCUCUCACAGUGGUGAGCCAGAUGUUCCCCAAAGACAUGAUCCCUGCCAUCCUGCCCCUGGUGGAGGAAAAGCUCAAUCACCCGAAAGAAAUAAUUCGACGUAAAGCGGUCCUGGCCUUAUAUAAGUUCUACUUGAUAGCCCCAAAUCAAGUUCAGCACAUUCACUACAAGUUUCGUAAAGCCCUGUGUGACAAAGACCCCGGCGUGAUGUCGGCUUCUUUGCACAUCUACUUGCAGCUCAUCCAGGAGAAUCCAGAAGGUUACAAAGAUCUCGCACCAAGUUUUGUCACCAUACUCACACAGGUGGUGGGAGGGAAGCUGCCAAUGGAUUUUAACUAUCACAGCGUUCCCGCUCCGUGGCUUCAAAUCCACCUUCUCAGAAUACUUUCCUUACUGGGGAAAAAUGACCAGAGCACAAGUGAGAUCAUGUAUGACAUCCUUGACGAGUCUUUGCGAAGAGCAGAGAUGAACCACAACAUCACCUAUGCUAUUUUAUACGAGUGCGUAAAAUGUAUUUACACCAUUUAUCCCAAAUCUGACCUAUUGGAGAAAGCUGCAAAGUGCAUCGGCAACUUUGUUCUGUCGGCAAAGAUUAAUCUAAAGUAUCUCGGUCUGAAGGCUCUAACCUACGUGGUCCAGCAGGACCCAAAGUUAGCCUUGCAGCAUCAGAUGACCAUAAUAGAGUGUCUAGAUCACCCUGACCUCAUUAUCAAGCGGGAGACGCUGGAGUUACUCUUUCGAAUAACUAAUGACCAGAAUGUCACGGUAAUCGUUGAGAAGAUGCUGGACUUUCUGCGAAUCAGUAAAGAUGAUCAUACCAGCAUGGACCUGGUUGGGAAGGUGGCAGAACUGGCAGAAAAAUAUGCACCAGAUAAUGAAUGGUUUAUUGAGACCAUGAACACAAUUUUUUCACUCGGUGGAGACCUGUUGCAGCCAGACAUCCCACACAGUUUUCUUAAACUGCUCUCUGAGGGAUUUGACAGCGUGGAAGAAGACAAGAAGUUGAGGCUUUUCGCUGUGAAUUCCUACAUUUCUUUGCUACAAGGAGACUCCAGCAAACUGCCACAGCGCUUCCUCCAAGUAAUCUGCUGGGUUCUUGGUGAGUACUCUCAUUUAAGGGAGGACGAUGAGCCAGACGUCGUUCUGAGGCUGCUGGCCAAACUGUUGGACACGAAGAGCAGCAGCAGUGAAACAAAGUGCUGGAUCCUUAUGGCAAUGACCAAGCUCUGCUCUGGUGGAGCGGCUCUAACUUUGGUUCGUGACAUCUCUGAAACAUACAGCAGCUCCCUGGACACAAUGCUGAGACAAAGAGCCCAUGAGCUACAGAUCCUCAGCCAAGACUCUGACCUGCAAGCCAAGGUGUUACCUCGAAGUGUCAGCAUGGAGCCUGUGGAGGUGGAUUCCUCGCUUUCAUUUCUGGAUGGAUUUGUGUCCGAGGCGUUGGCUGCGGGCGCUGCUCCUUACAAGCCUCCACAUCAAAGGCAGGAGGAGCUGUGUCGUUUAAAAGUGCUGAACCUGGAGCCCUAUGGACUGUCGCUGCCUAUCAGCAUGUCCUCCUGCAGCAUCCCAGACAGGCAGUCUCCCACGCUGUUGUCCAUGAGCUCCGGUCUCUCAGGCGACAGCAAUGAUUUCUCACACAAGGGCAGCUCUAAAGCUUUGAAGCUGGAUGGUGUGAAGAGGAUGUGGGGCAGAGGUGGCUAUCUGGCUCAGAAAGAACCUACAGAAGGAGCUCCUCAGAUUGAGGCUGCCAGCCCAGUCCGGUCCUUCAACCAGCGGGGCGACACUGACGGCUCAAACAGUCAAACGCCAACUCCGACACCAACCCCUGAAUGUGAUCAGAAGAAACAGCAGCUGGCGUCCUCACUGUUUGUCGGUCUGGCCUCCCAGAGCUCCCUGUGUCUGAUGGGAAAGUCUGAGCCAACAUCCCAGCGUUUCAGAAGAAAAACCAAAGCUUCAGGCAGUACUGAGCAACCAACACUUGUCUCACCUUCUGAUGGUGCCGAUAACUUGCUGUGUGAGAACCCGCUGGAGUCAUCAGACCUGGACGUUUCCUCACCUGAACAGACACAAGGAGUCCCUCAGGACCUCACCUCUACGAACGGCUCCUGUAAUCCAGAAGAAGAGUUAACCGACACGGACACAAAGGGAGUUAAUACUCCUAUCAUCAGAGAUGAACGUGUGACAGCAGAACCUCCUCCACACAAAGACCCAGACAGGUCUAAAUACUUGUGUCUCACCUCACAUUUUCCAGCAGAGCUUUCUGCUCUUUCUCGCUCCAAAAUCACUCCACUGUGCUCCAACCAAAGCCUGGAUGUCUCAGCCUGCCACGUGCAGAAAGAAGAUUCAGUCGUGCUUGUUGUCUUUGUCUCCAACUGCUCAGACUCUUUCCUUCAGCAGAUACGACUGCAAGUCAACUCUGAGGAACUAGAGGUAUCCUGUGUGUGUGACUGUCCAUCGGAGGAAUUAAAAAGCCACAGUGUAGCAGUUUGUCAGUAUUUCCUAUCUGUAAGGAGACCCUCAGCUCACUUUGAUCUGUCUGCGGCGGUAUCCUGGCAGCUGCCUGCCGGGUCACCUCAGACGGCACAGUUCUCAUACAAACUUCCUCUGACAAGCUUCAUCAGAGCCUUGAGGCUGUCUACAGAGGAGUACGGAGCCAUGUGGUUGGACUACUCUCAUGACACAAAGCAGAAUCUGACGCUGCUAGAUGAUGACCAGGAUCCCCUCACAGCCACUCUCGACGUACUGAAGAGAAAGAUUCAGCUUCAUGUUGUGGAAAUUAUAGGUGUGGAGGGUAUUGCAGCUUGCUGCCUGCAGCGGGAUCAGCCGUGUCUCAUGCACUGUCGCGUGCAUGGCGGCAUGCUGGCCGUAUGGCUGCGCUCUCCAGUCCCUGACCUGCCUGAUUGCCUCCUCUACCACUGCCAGAGAGCUUUACAGGAGCUCUGAGGUCCUCAGCUGCAGCACCACCACGACUCCACAGAGCCAGACAGAACUGCAGGGCAUACUGGCACCAGCUGCUUUGAUUUCAUGUCUUUUAUUUACUCACUGUUGCUGUUUAAUUUUUCACAAGUGAUCAAAAAUCAUGGGAAGUCAUGGCAGGUAAUAAGCUCAGGGCUUACAGUGCAGGUUUUAAAUGACACAAUUGUCUUACAAAUAUGGUAUUAUAACGAAAUUAUCUUUUUCGCAAAUACAUAAAGUCAAACCCUGCGUUUGUGCUUUCUUCUUAAAACAACUUUUAAUAGAAUUAACCAAAAAAAUUAUGAAUUUGUUUUAAUUUUUGUUUCUAUGUCCUGUCUUCUAAUUUAUAACCCAGGUUCUUAACAUUAGCUGCAUUUCAUGACUUAAAUAAAACUCUAGAAAGUGUAGUUUGUUCUUCAGAUGAUCUACAGAGAAGCAGAAAGAGUUUUCUUUAGUAUAUUUAUGAAAAGGCUUGCUGCCUAUGAAGCACAUGAGUGGCCUUAUUUGUUCAGGGCCUUCUGUGCUAUCGUGGUUUAUGUAUCAUCUGUGCUUCUUUGCCAUUUUUGUGAGACACAUCUUCGUUAAUGUUUGAGGCAUAUUUUUGCUCUAGUCUGCUUUAGACUUGUCCUCUGAGUCUCCUAAAUGUAUAACAUUAGAGCAUUUACAUACGUUGUGGCCCUGGCAUUAUUUUAAGACGACUAAAGGAAGGAAAAGCACAAGAAAGUGGAAAUUUACAGAGACUCUAGGAUAUUUUUUUGCUUAAUUGUCUUAUAGCAAACUUUAAACUGCUGUCUCUAAAAGAAAUAUUUUUCUCUUGAAGCCGCACUGAAAUUUGUCAAAGUAAAAAAGGAUUUUAUUUAUCUUUAAGUUUAAGUUUUGAUGUCAUUAACACACUGGUUAAUGUUCUCCGUCUUAACCAUUACAGCAGAGCUCUAACUUCCAUAUUGUAUUUUUGUCUUUAUCAUAAGUAUAUUUUUAGCAUAUUUUUGAACUCAUUCAGUAUUAAAACAUAUUUAUUCAGUUUGUGCUUUAAAUACUUUAUACUAAUUUCACAGGCAUGCAGGAAAUCUCGUGCUGUUCGAUUGCUCGGGAAGGGAGUUCGAUCUGUUUUUCAUGUCUUAUGUACUGAUUUAAAGCUGGACAGUGUUUGUAAAUCUAAAACCUCAUGCCUUAUGUUCUAAUGCCAAGGUGGCAUGUUUGAUUUGUGCCUGUGGUACAGAGAAGAGUCAUCGUUCCUUGGAGUGCCUUGGAGUCACGUUCUGAGAAUAAAUGAAUAAAUUCAACACUUGUAAAUUGA